AUGUCAGGCCCUGCAGCGCUGGUUGUCCCCGCGCUCAAGCGGCACACUGCCACCGUCAUAGUCGCGCAUGGCUUGGGUGACAGCGGCGCCGGCUGGAUCUGGCUCGCCGAGAACUGGCGCCGGCGGAACAAGUUCGAGGAAGUCCAGUUCAUCUUCCCCAAUGCGCCGCAGAUACCCAUCACGCUGAACUUUGGCAUGCGCAUGCCGGGGUGGUACGACAUUCUGUCUCUAUCAGACAUAGCCCAGCGCGAAGACGAGCCUGGCAUCAUCCGCUCCUGCAGCUACUUCCACCAAGUCAUAAACCAAGAGAUGGCGAAGGGCAUACCCAGCGAACGCAUCGUCAUCGGGGGCUUCUCGCAAGGCGGCGCCAUGAGUCUCAUGGCAGGGUUGACAUGCCCGCACAAGCUCGGCGGCAUCUUUGGCCUGUCGAGCUACCUGUUGCUGCAGGGGCGGAUAAAGGACAUGGUGCCCGCCCAAAACCCGAACAAGGACACGCCCAUCUUCAUGGGCCACGGCGAUGCCGACCAAGUCGUUCGGUACGAGUGGGGCAAGCGCACGGCCGAGAAGCUGAAGGAGUGGGGGUGGACUGUCGAUUUCAGGACAUACCAGUACGUGUUGACCUCGUAG
Coniosporium apollinis CBS 100218 is the source of this 627-nucleotide messenger RNA. RefSeq lists its product as uncharacterized. The transcript is spliced from 6 exons. Gene Ontology annotation, cellular component: cytoplasm. NCBI's taxonomy places the organism in Eukaryota, Fungi, Ascomycota, Dothideomycetes. Gene Ontology annotation, biological process: protein depalmitoylation. The coding region runs from base 1 to 627 and encodes 208 amino acids. Gene Ontology annotation, molecular function: palmitoyl-(protein) hydrolase activity; carboxylic ester hydrolase activity. The record is from RefSeq and is a predicted model, not a curated record.